CCUGUUGAGCAGGUAGAGCAGGUGCAGUAAAUACGGUCUCACUGAGCUGGAGGAGAGACGGGUUGAAAGUUACAGUCAGUCCCUCGUUUCAACCAGGAUGAAGUUCUCGGUUGUUUUGGUCGGCCUCGGUUUGGCUGUGAUGGUCGUGAUGAUUUUCCAGGCCGUGCGCCAGGAGAUCCACCUGCGAAGUCUGAAAACCGGUAUUACGGAGAAAUCGACAGAGGUCAAGAGGAAAGAGCAGUCCAUUAUCGACUUGAGAGUCAAACUCCAGGAAAUGAAGGCAACGAUGGUGUCCGUCAAAUCAAUGACAGAAAAGCUGAAGAUAAGUAAGACAGCGAUUGAUAUAUCAGCACAGGAGCACACUACAACUCUGCAGACCUGUAUCAAGAAGAAGGCAGACGUUCAGAAGAGGAAGGCAAACGAGGGAGAGACCAUCCUUAAACUCACAACGGAACACACAAGUUUUAAAGAGAAUGCUGAAGGAGACAUUCAAAAUUUGAAAAAACAGAUUCUGGAAAGAGACCAAGCUAUUUGUGUCUUUGUGGAUACAACCAAGGAGGAAGCAAGGAAGCUGUGUGGAAUCCAAGAAGCUCCAAAAUAAAGUUAACUCUGUUACACUCAACAUUGACUGUGAACUUUUAAUAAAAGAUUCAUUCAUUCACAGUCAUUUACAAAUAAAUUAACUUUGUCAUGUAGAUGUCAGAUUCCCGUGAUUG
This is a messenger RNA of Anoplopoma fimbria (sablefish), 716 nucleotides long. RefSeq lists its product as uncharacterized. Lineage: Eukaryota; Metazoa; Chordata; Actinopteri; Perciformes; Anoplopomatidae. The coding region runs from base 98 to 601 and encodes 167 amino acids. The transcript is spliced from 4 exons. The record is from RefSeq and is a predicted model, not a curated record.